AAAUUGAGAAGUACAAGGAUGGAAUUGCAAAUUUUCAUUUCUUUUCUAAAACCCCAAAACCCUAAUCUCUGCUCCUCUUUAUAAGUAACAGAGAGCUCUAGUUUCUCCAUCGGAUUAUCCAGACUCAUCCUUCACUGCUUCGAAGAGCCCAAUUUGAAGUUUGUGAGCAGCAAAGAACAAUGUCCAAUCCAAAAGUGUUCUUCGAUAUUUUGAUUGGGAAGAUGAAAGCAGGGCGGAUUGUUAUGGAGCUGUUUGCAGACACAACGCCAAAAACUGCAGAGAAUUUCCGAGCCCUCUGCACCGGAGAGAAGGGGAUGGGAAGAUCAGGGAAGCUAUUGCACUACAAAGGCUCAACAUUCCACCGUAUAAUCCCCAACUUCAUGUGCCAAGGAGGAGAUUUCACAAAGGGUAAUGGAACAGGAGGAGAGUCUAUCUAUGGCUUGAAAUUUGCAGAUGAAAACUUCAAGAUGAAACACACCGGACCGGGAAUUCUAUCGAUGGCGAAUGCUGGACCAAACACCAACGGUUCUCAGUUCUUCAUUUGCACUGAGAAGACUCCAUGGCUGGAUGGGAAGCAUGUUGUGUUUGGGAAAGUUGUGGAUGGUUAUAGUGUGGUAAAGGCGAUGGAGAAUGUGGGUUCAGACAGUGGGAGUACUAAGCAAACAGUUGUGAUUGAGGACUGUGGGCAGGUAGCUGAGAGUUGAAGGUACGAAUUUUGUUACAAAAUUCACUUUCAAUUCUUGAAAAUAAUGCUGUUCUUGCCAGUGUCCCAUCUAAAUUAAACUCUCAUGACUCCAAUUUACUCCAUAGUUAUGUUUAGUAAUAUUAAGAGUCAUAUUGCUUGAGCAUCGAAGUUUGUAUGUGGUAUUUUUAAUGAAGUGAAUAAUAGACGAUGUUAUUUUUUUUUUCCUACU
Messenger RNA from Cucurbita moschata (crookneck pumpkin), 914 nucleotides. Its product is annotated as peptidyl-prolyl cis-trans isomerase CYP19-3. The transcript has 2 exons. NCBI's taxonomy places the organism in Eukaryota, Viridiplantae, Streptophyta, Magnoliopsida, Cucurbitales, Cucurbitaceae. Gene Ontology annotation, biological process: protein peptidyl-prolyl isomerization; protein folding. The coding region runs from base 180 to 704 and encodes 174 amino acids. Gene Ontology annotation, molecular function: peptidyl-prolyl cis-trans isomerase activity. The record is from RefSeq and is a predicted model, not a curated record.